AUGCAGCCCUGCGCCCGUGGGCGCCUCGCCGCCGGCCUCCUGGCCAUGCUGGUAAUCACCAGCGGCGCACUUGCCCAGCCGAUCGUCGCUCCUGACGGUGCGUCUCCGGGUCCGACCCAUGCGCCUUGUGGGAACCUCGACACGCCGGGGGUCAUCCAGCGUGUGGCCGGGCUCUUCCAAAACCACCACUCGCUCAUCACCGGCUUCAACACCUUCCUCCCGCCGGGCUUCCGCAUCGAGGUGUCGGAAAACAUGUCCGGCCCGAUUAUCCUCACCAACAAUGGGGUAUCCAUGCGCCUUGAGCCGAUCUUCCCGACAACCGGGCCACGCUCCAUCCAAGCGAACCAAGCUGUGCCCUCGGUGGUCGGCCCGGUUGCUGGCACUCCUGGCGACAUGGGCCCGACCACCAUGGUGGUCGAUGGCCCCCCGCUCGCCGGACCUGGCGGCGCCCCCCCCGGGGGCAUGGUACACAUGAUGCCCGGAGGCGCCGGUCCGGGCAGUGCCGGCCCCGGUGCCCCGCUGGUUGCCAACACCUCGGCGGUCCCCCUGGGCCACAUGGCUACCGGCCCGGGGCUCGGGCCGGGUCGCGGCCUCGGUGGCCACAUGCACCAUGGCGGGCUUGGUCCAAUGGCCCCGGGCCUGGCCCCGGGCCCGGGCCCGGGCCCGGGGCCCACUCUGACCGGUCCCACUUCGCAGCAGCAAACGCCGCAACUCGCCACCCCGACGGUGCCCUCGCAGCAGGGCGGCCUGGUGCCCAUGCCCGCCCUGUCCCCGGGCCAGCAGUCCCAGCCGUCGCAUCAGCCGCAGUCGCUGCCCACCGGCGGCCACCAUGCGGCCUUCCCACCGAUGCAAGCCACCGGCCAGUUCCCCAUGCAUGGCGGCCAGCAAUCGCAGGGCUCCUCCGGGCAUGGUGCCAUGCCGGGGCUCGGCCCGGCACUCGGGCCCGGGCCCCUCCCCGGCAGCGGCCCCAUGCUCCCGCCCCUGGACACCGCUGGCUCCGGGCCCCCGUCGGCUGCCACCACCCCGGCACCCUCCGGCGACAGCGGCACGGCCUUUGCCUCUGGUACCGGGGCCUCGAGCCCCUCCUCGGCGGACUCGCCGCAGGACGGCCGCGCCGGGUCCCCCUCCGGUGGCUCGCAGCAGGGCGAGCCGCCCGGGGAAACACCGGGGGCGGAUUGA
This is a messenger RNA of Fonticula alba, 1179 nucleotides long. RefSeq lists its product as hypothetical. Gene Ontology annotation, cellular component: chromatin; histone deacetylase complex. Gene Ontology annotation, molecular function: transcription corepressor activity. NCBI's taxonomy places the organism in Eukaryota, Rotosphaerida, Fonticulaceae. Gene Ontology annotation, biological process: negative regulation of transcription by RNA polymerase II. The record is from RefSeq and is a predicted model, not a curated record. The transcript is spliced from 3 exons. Bases 1 to 1179 code for a protein of 392 amino acids.